AUAUCUUCUCUUCCGUAUCGUUCCGUAUUUUAUAAACAUUAGCACAAUAACGAGUGCUAUGAACGUUCCUAAAGACCGAUAUCCAGGCAAGGAUACAAAGAAAACAGAUAGAAUGGUGCAAUAACCUUCGUAUGUCACGCGAAACUCCUCAAGAGAGUCAAGAGAGAAGAUAAUAUCAAAACAAACAGAAAUGCUGCAAUUAAAUAAGUGCAUUUCAUCCCGGUUGUGGUAUACAUCUCUGAAUAUUUUUCAGACAAAUAGUGACAGUAGCUUUUUGAAAGAAUUUCAUCACAAUUGUUACAUUGAUUUAGCAGAAUUGGAAGCUGUGGUGGAGAGCUUGAUAGAUUCUCCAAAUGAAAAGCAAUACCAAUGGAUCGCCUAUACAUUGCUGUGGAAACUCAUGGACAACAAGUCAUCCAAUAUUGAUUGUAAUAUAAGACGCAAUAUUCAAACACAACUCAAUUACAUACAAAUGAGAAAUGCCAUGGAAUUAUGUGGGAAUGUACCAGAUCAUCUGAACAAGGAAUUGCUAACAUUUCUUCAGAAUACAAGUAUAGAGCACGGUACAAAAAAGACUUUAAACACUAUAUCUCAACAGACUGUUACAUUCCUAAAAGAAAGUCUGCACACUCGUUCAGAAGUAGCAUGUUGGAUCGUAAACAAAUUGACAUCCACAGUCUCGAACACGUGUAAUAUCGUUAUUGACUUACAAGAUAUUUACUUUUCUACAUUGAAAUUUUACCUAGAACACAUUCCGCUGAAAAAAAGUUGGUACUCAAGUCAUCACGAAGUAUUUGAGUCUCACUCCCCGGAGGCUGAUUCUGCCGUUCAUAGAAAUUCAUUACGAACCACCCUGUGUCUUUUGUCAAAAAUGAAUCUAGAUGCAGAUGUGGAGAUCAAGUUUCUAAAAACAAUUUAUCCUGCACUCUCGAAGGCGCAUCACGUUAAAGAUAUCGAGCUUGCAUUGUGUUCGAGCAAAAAUAACAAACUAUUUACCGAAUGGAAGUCGCUUUGGAGCGAGACGCACGCGUGCUCCGAAAGCGCUACUUGCUUGCUCGCGGCGUAUAAAAUCAAUGAAAGUAUAUGCAGAUUAACAGAAAAUUCUGAAAUAUUUUUGUGCGAACGAGAAUUACUCAAAAGAAUCACUGUAAGGCGAUUACACUGGUUAAAUGAUAUUCUCGAUAUAUGUUAUAUCUUAAUUAGGAACGGUAAAUACAGCGAAGUCGAAUUAUUGUUAUCGUGCGACUUGUUGAGGAGAUUAUAUCCAGUUUUGCUGUUCAAAAUAUUAAACAGCUGCCCACAGGAAGAGAUUGAUUCCCUUGAAAACUGCGAAAGUGACAUUCUCGUCUGUGAAUCUAUUAAAUUCCUACUGGAGAAGUGCUAUCUCGAUUUACACGGUGACUACGAUUUAAAUCAAACGUACAUACUUUUAAGGGAUCAUAUUAAAGUGACAGAAUAUAUCUUGCAUUGGAAGAAAAGAUACUUUACGAGAACGAGAUCGAACACAAGAGAAUCGAAAAGUUUGCAGUCUGAUUUAAUUGAGGAACAGGCAGUGUCUGUGAAACGAAUUCUGUCGCUGUUAUCAGAACGCAAUGUACUCUCCGUCUUGAAAGCGACGACGAACAUCUACGAUCAGGAUCACAAUGCCAUUCAACAUUUACUGAAAGAAUCUAUUUCGCAGUCGGAAAUCUUUCGGGCGUAUUGUUGCAUAGAAAGCGCUUUGAAAGCUAUUUUAUUAUGUGAGUUUUACAACAAGGAACACAAGCAGAUCACUAAAUAUUUUACUGACAUGGUGUCACACUUAUCCUCCUUACUCCCGCUGCUGCUGAGGAUAGAAAUCAUAGAGAAUAUAUUUUCGCUAUUGUUCCUGCGUUACGAAGAUUUUAACGUUAGAGAUGCGAAUGCCAAAGAUGAUUAUUGUAACAUUUCACUCGAGGAGGCGGACGUUGCCAAGUCGUUAGAGUACGAGAAGUCGGGCUUCAUAGCUAAUAAAUAUGCCGUAAGGGACAUGCUGCAUUACUUGUGGGAGUGCACUUUAGUUACGACACGAGAUAUCGAUGCUCAUUUGCAAGCGUCCGAGUUACGUGAAAGGAUUGAAAACCUUCACGAGAACAUGUCGAUCCUCACGUCGGCACUGACGCACGCCAGAUGGAGAUUCAAAUUUUAUAUGAGGCUUGAUUUUAUCGAGAACGUCGGUAUUCCAGAAGAGGAAGCAAAUACUUCCGUCGCGGCUAAAUCAGAAUCGGUGAUCUCCCAGAGACCGAACUUUCCGCACCGCAUCAAGAAAGACACGUUCUUUUAUCAGGGAGACAGCACUUCGGACGAAACGAAAAUUAAAUCUGACAGUAGCUCAGAAUCCGGCUUACUCGGCGGCAAUGUUAAACGCAGGAAACGUUCCAGAGGCACUGCGGAAAUGGUUGAUUUAACAACGAAGGACAGAUCAUGUAUAAUAAAUUUAAUGCUGGCUUCGAAAGAGAGCUUGAUCUUGUAUUGCUUAUGGAGGAGUGAUCUUCAGAAGGCACAUGAAAUAAUUGAGAUGUUCCAUAUGGAAAAUACACAAUUAGACGGCGAAGUUCGAUUCUCAGAAGCAUUUCAUGCAUUUAAGCAGAAUACAUUUAGUUACCUUCAUACCUCAGAACAAACAGAUUUAUCUAAAGAAAGCUCGAGGACUUCCACGUUAGAGAAUAUAAGAUUGGUUGCGCAAGAAGGCAUGCAAUCUUCUAGGCACACCAACCAACUCGAGACAUUUCUCGCAUCUCAGGAAACGCAUUUACGGAUGUCAAACACGCUUACGGAUAUCCUAAAUAACAACGAAACACUAACUCUUAGCGCGCUCGACUUAAGCCUAACUACUGGCCAAACGUAUCAGAUCUCGGAUAAUCUUUGCAAUGUCGCCAUAAAGUAUUUGAAAUUGUGCAAAACACUUGAUAACACGGAAUACGCGAGCUUCUUUCUAAAAAUCUAUCAAUUGUUUUACGAGAGCAGAAAUAAUACGUCCGUGAAAAAUAUACUCUGUGAUGCUAGAAUCCCGUUGUCCAUAAAAGAAUGGAGAGAGAGCAAUACUAUUUGGAACAAUUUCGAAAAUAAUUAUCGCAUGUUUAGCAAUGUUGAGAAAGUGGGAAUUACCAAGGUACAAACUUGCGACAAUAAUUAUGUCCUAAAAUUGAAAAGCAUAAAAAGUAUAUCUGAUAUUUUUACUAGCGAUCAAAAGUAUUUUCAAAACAUUUAUUUCCAUUUACAACUUCUCUGCACUAUUAUUCCAGAUACGAACAACGAUGCCAAUGUACAGACAAUAUCUGAUUUGUUAAAAACGCCAUUGCAUCGUUAUUUCGGAUAUCAAAUAUUCGAUCUGAAUACGGAGCCAGAAAAACUGGAAGCGAUCGCUUCUAGUUUGCAAGUGAAUUUAAUUUACAGUAUUCUCGUAAAUGCAUGCCCAAAUAUCUCUUAUUAUAACGGAACGAACUGCAACAAUAUCAAGUCUCCUGGAUGCAUCGUACUCAAUCAGAAUAGAGAUGAAUCGGGUGUAAAAAAUGUUACGAUUAAAAAGCCAAACCAAUGCGUUUCGGAGAUACUGUCGGAACUCCUGCAGGUUCUGCAUGACGUAAACUCGGGACGGUGUCGUCUGAAUUACUCGUACUUGAGGAAUGUUUCUAGUCACAAAGACGUGCGAACGGUCCUGAGUAAAACAUCAAAUCUUGCUGUUCUCGAUCUCAGCGAACUGUCCGUAGGAGACGAAACACUGACGUUCUUCCUGAACGUCUGGAACAUUAUGUUCCUCCACGCGAGUUUGGUCGUAUGGUCGAACGACCCACCUCUCGACAGUUUACGACACACGAUCUCUCUGAUGUCGAUCGGUUACGUGAUCGGUGAUCUGGGCCUGGUCACACUCGCUGCUCUCAGAUCGAAGUUGUUGGGCGAGCUCGCGAACGACUACAAGUUCUUCACGCGAGUCGAGGAGCUGAACGAAUUGGCGUGGCAGGACUUAGACCUCAUACAGAAUCCAAAAGUCAUCUUCACCAUGGCUAACGAGUUUUACGGCACGCCUGAGAUUCGCGUGUACGAGACACAGACGUUAAGCGAGAGCUUGAACGACGCGAUGCGCGAUUAUAUCUCUUACUACAAAUCGACAUCGCUCGAUGAUGAAUCCAUGGAUAGCGCGACAAGACGGAGAAUCGGCCUACCCGAUCUUAUACGGCAGUAUCUGAAUGCGUCGUCGCAAACCGACGGGAAUUCCCUUCCAACGGAUGCACGCGAGAUAUUGAACGAAGAUGCAGACGUGGUGUACGUUACGUCCGAUUACACGUAUGAAGUGAUAUUGAAAUAUUCCGAACACGAUGCACCUAGUGUCGGAAGCGUCACGAGCACCACGCAAACCCUUUCACUUUGGCAAACCCGAGCGCUAAGACCGACGUUACUGCAGUACUUGACCAAUCAUUGCUGGCUUCUGUCGUAUCUCAUCCAGAGGAUGCACAACGAGAACCCGACUAUUCUGGAAAAUAGUUGCGACAAUAUUGAACGCGUCGCGUGCCUCGACAAUCUUUUGAAUUCCCCGUGGAUCGACAAGUUGAAACUGCUAUUUAACGACAAUCAAACUCUCGCCGCCAUUCAGGACGGCGUUACCACUCAGGAAUUGUGGCAUUACUUCGAGCUUAAGAGGGAACAUUGUAACUGGCCGAGCCACUUGGAAAUUUUGAACGCUCUGCCCGACAACAUGAUGAAAUGUGACACGGAGCUGCAGCGCUUCAAGGAUCUGAUCCUAAGUCACAAGCUGUCUAAUCUAGACGCUCUCUCUGUCCCGAACAUGCUGCAGUACUUGUAUCAAAUCAAAGAUAUACACGUGCUGACGCAGACGAUACUGCACAACGUCAACAGGUGGCCGAUGAACGUGUGCGAGCACGCGUUACUUCAUACGCUGCAGCACGAGCACAGUCACAAGUUGCCGGCGCACUGCAAGCAUCGGAUGAACUGCAUCCUGUGCAGGAUAACGAUUUUUCACAAAAUGAUUCCGUAUUGCGCGAACAAAUGGAACAGCACGUGGUACGACGUCGCGUACUGCACGGAGAAGAUCGAUCCCUUCCAGAUCAUCAGGCACUUGAUCAACGUGGAUCAGUUCGAGUUGUGUCUUGAAUGGCUGGAGUGUCAGGCGUUCUCGUUGGAAAUACAACCUUCUCUGAUACAGGAUUUUCUGAUCGGUCUUUUGAGGAACAAGCAGCAAGAUUUUAAGCAGGCGUUAAAGUUUCUCCAAACGUUACCGUUGAGUCAGUCACUGAAGAUCUGCAAAGGAGUGCUCAAAAAAUUAGAAUCCACUAGUGCAUUGCAAUUUGUUGCCGAGUACUUAUUGGAACGCUGCAGACCGGUAGAGCAAUCCAAGUACCGAAAAACUUUGGUGGGAUUAGAAAUUUUGAAGAUACUGAAGGACAACGAUAGAGCACUGUAUAUUCAUUUGAUAAAGGAGCCAAUGUUAAUGUUGGAACAAUUAUUAAUGAAUUGUAAAUUUGAGAAUAUUCAAAAAAUUCUAAGCACGUUACACGAACGUUUACAACAUCCCGAUGUGGGCAUCGAGAAUUUCGACAAAAUUAUCAGAUUUUAUGCGAAAAAAUCGCUCGACUUUCGCGUAUCGUUUCAACGUGAUGAAAGUAAAGCCAAAGGUGUUCUGCAAUCUAAUCCCGAUACGGAAAAUAACGAAUUCAUCAUGCCAGCUAAUGUGCCCGCUAAAGAGGAAUGGAUACCAAACGAUAGAGCAAGAGAAUGCAGUUGCUGCAAAGCCGUGAUAUUCUCGAUGUUUAACAGACGACACCACUGUCGGCGAUGCGGCCGCGUCGUUUGCGCCAUGUGCUCUCAGCAUCGCAUGCAGGUCGCUGGUUAUCCCAGUUCCGUGCUCGUACGCGUGUGCGAUGAUUGCAAGCGUCAAACGGUAUUGCAAAUGCGCGCAGCGCAAGAUGUGCCAUCAGUGUCCAGCAGUGAAGCGUUCGAUUACUGGCGAUUGACGAAAGACGAAAGGCACAAUCGUACGAUAAGAGAAGAGUUUUCCUUCGAGUACGCGCCAAAUAUCUCACUGUGCCUUGCUAUUCUGAAUUUGCACUCCGAUCACAAAAUGUACACCAGCUUCCUGUUGGACCGUUGUGACGAGAUGAAACAGUUGCUUCAGCCUGUUAGCGGCGGCAAGAUAAAUCCCGAGAUCGAUCAUGCGGUUAUCAUCAAAAUGAUACGCUCUUUACUGAUUGCGGCUAAGGUGAAGUGCGCGAAGCUCGGCUUCAACACCGGUCUCGCGCACUGCGAUCGAUUUCUUUCGCAAGUGGAUCUCAUCGCGAUUCUAGUACAGUCCGAUUGUCUUGCUCUUAUACCGACGGACGAUCUGGACGAGCACACGUUGAGGAAGCUUCGCGAUCUCCUCACCGAGAAGGAACAAUGGACUUUAGCGUUGGACGUGAGUACAAAAGCGGGAUUAGACACGCAGGGCGUAUGGGCCGCGUGGGGAAAGGCUUGCCUCAAGGUGGGCCACUUCGAUCAGGCGAAAGAGAAGUUCCACCAUUGCCUCGACAAAAUUCUGCACGAAGAUCUCGACGAUUGGGUGGUGCUGUCUUAUCCCAAGGAAUCCACCGAGAGGGACAGGAAGGAGCUGCUCGAUACGCCGACGUCCGUAUCGAGGAGAAACAAAAUACCGGAUGAGGAAGAAAGAGCGAGCGAGAGCGGUAGUCACUCGAAGAGAAACGAGUACUCCAAAUGCCGACCGCUAAAAGAUCCACCGUUGUUGACCGAUAUCUUGCAGAUAUUGGAUACCUUGAGUGUACACCGAUCUCGGGUGCAGCAUCCGUCUCACUCCAAGUCUGACGCGGCACAGGAAAUCUUGCAGACGCUCAACAGCCUGAAAUCCGUCAGUCAAAACCAAUUUAGCGUGAAGCAUCUGAUUCCCGCUAAUCAAACGAUUUACUAUCAGGAGAGUCUGUAUUAUCUCUUGACGUAUGGAAGCUACGGUUCUAUACUGCAAUUCUUUUUGCGAUACAAGGAGUUCGACAAGUGUCUGAUAUACAUUUUGGAAAACGAUUUGGAGCGUGAUUUCUUUCUCAACGGGGUUUACCUGCCCUGUUUGAGGAACGGCGAUGUCGAGAGACUUCACGACGCAAUGAGGACGAGAGAUCCUACCUUGCUCGUUUGGAGGAAGUAUCUGCUGUUUAUCUGUCACUUCAUGGAAAGGAAACAAUACUGGCAUAUUUUGUAUCAAAUACAGCUGUUUAUGAAGGAUUGCGUGAGGGCGUCGAUGACGUGCAUUCGUUUUUACACCAACGAAGCGAGCACGUACUCGGAUCUGCACAACAGGGUGCAUCUAUUAGAGGACGCCCAGAAGCAUUUGGAGUCGGAAUUGCAGAUCGAGAGCUUGAGCAAACGAAGGAAGAGCACGAGUUCCGUUCAUAAUGGUCAGAACCUGUUGGCGAUGGAGAUGGAGCCAUUGGAAAUAGAUAGGCACAUAAAUACUAUAUGCAGACAGACGGAGAUCGCGAAAUUCUUGGCCAACUGCGAGAGAGAAGAGAGAGCAACGGUUGAAUUUUUAAAUCUCUUUCCAGAUAUCGAUAAAGAUAAUUCCCAGACACCUCAAUUGCCUACUUUAUUUGGCAAUCAACAGCAGAAGGUGCACUUGGCUGUUCUAGCUAUAUUAUGUGGCCGUGACAUUGAGGAAGGAUUCGGCAUAGCUUUCAGAAUAAUGCAAGAUUAUAAUCUUCCGCAACAGAAAGUGUAUUCUUUGGCCGGUCAUGUGUUGGCCCUGAAAAAUAAUGUAGCCGCGAUCGAGCAAUUAAUCAAAUGCUGUCGCAGCUCUGGAACACCCAACGCUCACGUUAUUUCCGAUUACGUUUUAACGCACUGCGUGAAAUUAUUGUUGAGCCGUUCGUACAAUGAGCAAAAUCCAGUGCUUAAAAAUCAUACAGAUGCUCUGGUCAGAUUAAUAACUGAUACAGAACUUAGGAUAAACGCGUAUAUUGAAAGCAAACAGCUGAAAGCUGCGUACUUGCUUGCUGUCAAGCAUUCUAGAGCGCAAGAUAUCAGGAGAAUCUUAAAAGAAUCGGAUAGACUUGGACAAAGUGCAAUCAAAGCGAUAUGCUUAAAAUGGCUGCAACAAGAAUCGAAAGAAUAGGCUUUCGAGGCCCUAUUGGGCCCGUUUGAUUGGAAAAAGACUAAGAAUGAGACAAUGUAAUUACUGGAAUAAAUAAGUUAUUGUUAAAAUAUUUUAGAAAUAAUAUGUAAAGGAACGUAUUUAUUAUUAUACAUAUAUUGUGAUAUAUAUAUAUAAGUAUAAAUUUUUUGUACUCUCACAGCAAGUUUGUGUAAAUAUACUAAAAUAUUUUCUUCAA
Molecule: messenger RNA, 8345 nt
Organism: Ooceraea biroi (clonal raider ant)
Lineage: Eukaryota; Metazoa; Arthropoda; Insecta; Hymenoptera; Formicidae
Gene: Sptz
Product: zinc finger FYVE-type containing 26 spastizin
Biological process (GO): regulation of cytokinesis; double-strand break repair via homologous recombination; mitotic cytokinesis
Cellular component (GO): lysosomal membrane; midbody; centrosome
Molecular function (GO): metal ion binding; phosphatidylinositol-3-phosphate binding
Source: RefSeq, a predicted model, not a curated record